CAACUGAUUCCCAACCGAAAGAAUGACCAUGGAUCCAUCUUCCUCCACGCCCUUGGACUCUUCUUCUUCUUCAGCGGAACUACCAUCAUCAACAUCAAACAAAAACGGUAAAAACCGAGAAGUGAACCCCGGCAUGAUUAUCGGGCCGGAUGGGAAGCCAUGUAAAGUGUGUAGCGGGUUUCAGGCGUGGACGAAGCAAGCCAAGCGCGAGGUCAACAAGCAAGACGAUGGGAAACGAGUUAGCGAAGUUGUGGCCGAGGGAGGAGACGACAGGACGGGGCGGACGAUAGUGGAGGAGCGGGCGGACUGUCCGGCGGAUUCAAGUCGUUUAGGCCGACACACCUGGACCUUACUGCACACCAUCGGGGCCUACUAUCCCGUCGAGCGGCCGAGCAAGACCCAGCAAGACUCCGUCCGCCAACUCAUCACCUCCCUUGCUACCAUCUAUCCCUGCCAACCUUGCGCCUCUCAUCUCCAGGACUAUCUCUCCCGCUUCCCGCCUCAAAUCGAUAAUCGCUCCAAGCUCGAACGUUGGCUCUGUGAGGCCCAUAAUGACGUCAAUCAACGCUUGGGCAAAGAGCUCUUCGAUUGUAGCCAAGUUUCUAAACGCUGGAGAGAUGGCUGGGAUGACGGUCAUUGCGAUUAGUCAAGUUUCUCAAUCACACCUUUUCUUUAAGCUGUUUAUGCAUAUUCUAUAGGAUCAUAUCUAUUCCACCUUUCAGACGUCCUCUCACUUUUUUUUUCUCAUCAUCAGGAUCGCUUCUUGGUGUAAUCCCCAA
Puccinia graminis f. sp. tritici CRL 75-36-700-3 is the source of this 779-nucleotide messenger RNA. RefSeq lists its product as uncharacterized. Bases 23 to 646 code for a protein of 207 amino acids. NCBI's taxonomy places the organism in Eukaryota, Fungi, Basidiomycota, Pucciniomycetes, Pucciniales, Pucciniaceae. The record is from RefSeq and is a predicted model, not a curated record. Gene Ontology annotation, molecular function: flavin adenine dinucleotide binding; flavin-dependent sulfhydryl oxidase activity. Gene Ontology annotation, cellular component: mitochondrion. The transcript is spliced from 2 exons.